Xylaria bambusicola is the source of this 1486-nucleotide messenger RNA. RefSeq lists its product as uncharacterized. The coding region runs from base 136 to 1239 and encodes 367 amino acids. The transcript has 2 exons. Lineage: Eukaryota; Fungi; Ascomycota; Sordariomycetes; Xylariales; Xylariaceae. The record is from RefSeq and is a predicted model, not a curated record.
CCCAGUAGGGUUCCCCCAACAGCACCGGAGAAAAUCAGCUAAUCGAGUAUCUAUCUAUCUACUCAGCUAAGGUUAGUUCAAUAGCCUGCAGCUCUUCCAAUCAAUAAUGCAGCUUUUGCAACCCCUCUACUCCCAAUGCCAGACGGAACAUCACUCAGACCUACUAGAUUUCUCAUCCCGGCCCGUAGCUCUCGACACAGAAUAGCAUGUCUUGCCCUAUACCGCGCGCUCUUGCGCCUUGCGCCGCAGAUCUCCCUUCCAGAUGAUCUUGCGACAGGCUGGGGCCCAGGGAAGAAUCCCGUAGCGAUCCAUAUACGGCGCGCGUUCAAACACAAUGUAGGCGACACGAGCCCGCGCAUCCUGUAUCCGGCUCUGAGCGCUGGCUACCGCAUGCUCUCUGUCCUCCACGACGCUGCGACCGCGCCCAACUCGGAGCACCAUGCCUCGAUUAUUAAACUGUUGCAGUCGCGCCUCGAAGAACGAAAGCGUAGUCUUGCUAACCGGCCUGCUCCUCGGCCGUCGUACGAUCCAGAGUCCGACAGGCCACGCCCCGGAACUAUUCCCCUGAUUGUUAAAGUAUCGCCUCCCCCAAAUGCGUUCGGCCCAACCUCGAAACCCACCUACGCUAUUCCAACCCGCCCGCGUCCAUUAUCCGAACUAGGCGGAACCGGCAAACGAAAGGUUCCGCACAUCGACAUGGCAAGCGAUAUCCCAUUCUUGCGCCUGACAAAGCCACAGCCUGCAAUACUGAGCCGAGUGCUCAGGCAAAAGGUGAACAAGCGGAUAGCGCGUACAGAGCUGUAUACGGCUCUACAGAAGGAAGCGCUUCCCAACGCCAAGAUUGAAGAUGCUUGGGACGCGGAGAUCGAGCGUCUUAUGCUGAGCGAGAACAAAUCGGAGAGCAACAAGAACAAGACCCCGGGAAAGCGAUCCUCUGGCGGGGGAUUGCAAGAUUCACAGAACGGGAUCGAUGGGGGGUCAUACGCGGAAACGAUACAACGCCACGGUACCAAUGAAUUGUUGACAAUUUUGACGACCGAGCGCAUGAAUGAAGUGGCACGCGCCGAUGCCAUGCGCCAGAUCGUCAACCAAGAGAAAGCGCUCGCGGCCCAGGAGAAGGCACAGAGGACUGCCGAGAGACGGGCAAGGUGGGAAGCUAAGAUGCUAGAGCAACACGGCGAGGGAUGGAGGGAAUUAUUCCCACACUUCAAAGAGAGGAAGGCGAAGCCCGCGGACUAGUGACGAGGACAAGUAUUCUCAGAUAUGAAGUAAUUACGAUGCCUUGAGAUCUUGUAAAAUACGCUCUUGGCCUGUAUCGUGUAUCACCACAACUUCAUUUAGAUACCCUAUGUAGAAAUACUUAUCUAAAGAAUCACUGACGAACGUUUCGCCUGGGUACUUCGAACACAAAACCAUGAUAUCAUUACCAAAAAGGAGAAUACAGAGAGCUGAUGGGUCGUAAUACCUAUUGCUAUAAGCUACUACG